GAGCGCCGUGCCGGAAAACCGCAGCGGUGUAAGCGGAAGCGGGGCCGGGGGCUCCCCACCUUUCGGGGUUUCGCAAAGCAGCGGUUGCCGAGCAUCCUCCCAGCCCUGCAGCGCUCCCGGUGCCGGCAUCGUAGCCGUGCCUCCGCUAUGUGACGCCGAUCGGCUGGUUCUCAUCCCGGCAGGACGGCGACGAGGAGGAAAUCAAGCGGCACCAAGCGGCUGUCGCCCGGCCCCAGCACCCAGACCUCCUAUUACAGCGAGUCUUUGGUGAGCGAGUCCUACCUGGGGGGCAGCCGGGGGCUGGCCGCGCUGGAUGAUGCUCUGGAUGGCAGCACUUACUGGGGCAGGGAGCUCUCCACCAGGAGGAGAAGGGAUACAGGGGACACGGAGUCCAGCAAAGUCAACGGGCUGCUGGAGAGCCGAACUUAUGACACCUACGCCUCCUCCUCGGGGUACUCCUCAGAAGACGACUAUGCAGGACAGCUCUACUCUGCCCACAGCAGCUCGGGGUCAGGGCUGAGGACCGCUGCCUCUAGGGUUGGCUCCUUCCUGUGGCAGGUGUUCACUGCACCAGCCCGAUUUGUGGGAUGGCUCCUGUCCUGUAUAGCCACCGCCUGGCACCAUGUCACUGGAAGGGCUCCCCAACUACAGCGCGUCCCCCUGUCCAGGCGCUACCCGCGGCUGAAGAAGUCCCUGUGGUUGCUGCUGCUCCUCUUGUUCCUUGCUGCAGUCGCUUAUGGUGCGUGGUACCUGUACCCAUAUGGCCUGUCAGCACACAGCCUCCCCACCUUCUCAUGGUGGGGAGCGGGACGCUUCUCCUCCUCAGACGUGCCCGGGGCACGGGACAUGACUGCACUGGACCAGGGGCUGCGAGGAGAGCAGCAGCUCCUGGCCCGUUUCCAGUCCCUGGAGAAGCGUUUUGAGGCACUGGAGGCUGCGGUGUCACGCUGGGAGCUGGGGGUGGCCGGGGGUGAACCCCCACCGACGGGAGACAUGCUGGGCCUGUUGGAAGGGCUGUUGGAUCGCCGUCAGGCCAGCAUGGAGGAGCGGCUGCGCAGUGACAUGACCGGGCACCUCCAGGGUGAGCUGGACGCCCUGCGGACGCAGCUGCAGGCUGAUGUGGAUAAACGUCUGGGGAAGAUGGCGCAGGCCUCGCAGGAGAUGGAGGCCCGUCUGCAGGAGCUGAAUGCAGAGUGGCAGAGGUCGGUGCAGGAGGAACUGCAGGGCCACUGGCAGCGGGCGACGGGUGAGCUGCAGCGGGAGGUGUCAGCACUGAGGAGGGAGCUGGCAGGGCUGCGCUCAGACCAGGAGGCUGUGAGCAAGCAUCUGGAGGCUGUGCUGGAGCAGAUCAAGGCAACACGGGCUGAUGUGGAAGCACAGAUGCCAGCAUGGAUCAGCCGCUUCCUGGCACAGCCCCGGCAGGACGACAGCACGGCCGGGCUGCUGCUCCAGCGGGAGGACUUACAGGCAGAGCUGCGUGCACUGGAGCUCCGGAUCCUCGCCCAAAUGCGGGAGGAGCGUGGGCUGGCAGCACGGGACAGCAUUGGUGUGGCCCUGCGGCAGGGGGGAGCCGGGGGGGUGACAGAAGAGCAAGUGCACCUCAUCGUGGACCAAGCACUGAAGCGCUACAGUGAGGACCGCGUAGGGAUGGUCGACUACGCCCUGGAGUCAGCAGGGGCCAGUGUCAUCAACACCCGCUGCUCUGAAACUUAUGAGACAAAGACAGCACUGCUGAGCCUGUUUGGGAUCCCUCUGUGGUAUCACUCACAGUCCCCACGCGUCAUCCUGCAGCCAGAUGUCAACCCCGGGAACUGCUGGGCCUUCCGUGGCUCCCAGGGCUUUGCUGUCAUCCGCCUCUCCAGCCUCAUCCACCCCACAGCCGUGACACUGGAGCACGUUCCCAAAGCACUGUCACCCCAGGGAACUAUCCCCAGUGCCCCUAAGGACUUCACUGUCUAUGGCCUGAAAGAGGAGCGAGAGGAGGAGGGCCUUCUCCUGGGGCGCUUCACCUACAACCAGGAUGGUGACCCCAUCCAAACAUUCUACUUCAAGGGUGACGACGUGGGCGCCUUCCAGCUGGUGGAGCUGCGUGUGCUGAGCAACUGGGGCCACCCCGAGUACACCUGCAUCUACCGCUUCCGCGUGCACGGGGAGCCGGCGCUCUGACCUCCCUGCUGCCAGACAGGGCCGUCCUGGGAUGCAGGAGGUUGCACUGCCCUUCGCCUGCGCUGCUGCUUGCGGAGGAAAGGACUUUUUGCCUGCAGGGGGGUGAGGCGAGGACAUCCUGCGCGGGUGGCUCUCGGUGCGUUUCGGACACUUCUGACUUCUGAAGCUCAUUUUUUUUCUAUUGGGGCUGCGCCGUCUCCUUUCUGGUGGCACAUAUAAGCUUCCCACAACUGGGAAGGAGGGAACUCCGUGAUGCGCUGGGGCACCGUGCAGCGUGGUGCUCCCCUCUGUGUUUCUCAAGAUCUUAAGGACCUCAAACCCUUCGAUGCUGGGCAGGCAGAGGGGACAUGAGACAGUGUUAAUUGAGUAUUGUAAAAGUAAAGGUUUGGGAGCUAGAGGGGAGAAACGUGGCAGGUGUGGGCUUCAAAGCCAGUCCUGGGCUGAGGUCCAUGCACUUGGACCAACAACUGUGUUGGGUCCCAGUGUUGCUCGGGUUCCCCAUGCGUGGGGCUGCCUGUCCUGCUUGCUAAGCUUGAGGAUGCUACGUUCAAACCUCGCCUGCUUCCCCUUUUGGAUUUGC
This is a messenger RNA of Meleagris gallopavo (turkey), 2746 nucleotides long. The record is from RefSeq and is a predicted model, not a curated record. Lineage: Eukaryota; Metazoa; Chordata; Aves; Galliformes; Phasianidae.